AUGAGCUUUUAUACUGGUGUCGUACCUGCAGACGGCCUCUCUGCAGAGACUGGCAUAAAUCGGUCACUCCAACAGACUCGGACAAAUCUCCAGUCUCCCACUAGUGUCAGGGCUACGUCUAAUUCCGGCAGUUAUGCAGCACCACUCACUCCUGCGCAAGCAUAUGCGCGCACUUUUGUCUCUGAACAACCUGUUUUGCAAUACACCAUCGAGCGCCAGCAGUUAGAGAAACCAUCCGAUCAACAACCGGGGCCAAAUUUGCAGUCUCUAAUCGGUGUUUCCGCGCCUACACGCGGUCAAUCAUACGCUCAGCGCCUAUAUGCCAGCUCGUUAAGCAAGCGGCCCCAAGCUCAGACCCACCAGCAGCCCACCAACAGGCAGCCUUCCUUUGAACGUGGAGAAUCCUCAAAAAACCGAGUUCCGGCUGGCCCACGGGCUCCUUAUGGUGCCAGAGCAUCUCUCAUGCUGAAUGCGGAUCAUACAAACGCUCCUCAAACUGUCCCUGCCUCUGAUUUCUACCAUAACAGUAUCGCAAAACUUGAUUUUCAGUUACCGCAGCCGGUACCUGAACGAGGCACCAAUUCCUCAGGUCUGCACCCUCAGUCAGCAGCAGGUUCCGCUCCAAGCAUCCCCUUGGCCCAUUCCCCAGUUCCUAUUCAGGUACCCCACGACUUGCAGGCACCCAGUAGGCGUAGCCCAGUUCCAGUGGAACUAUCCGAUGGGUCUCCGCCAUCGCCUGCUGGUGACCCCCGGCGGUCAAAUCAGGCGGGGUUGCACAGUAGGAACCCACCUACAACGCAUGUGAUACCAGGCAGCUCAACGUCAUCAGACAUCCCUCUACGGCCUGAGAGCGUGAACAAUGCCAUAGCUUCACCUGUUCCACCAGAGACACUCCCAAGGGAGUCUAGUUCAUACUCGCAGGAUUGUUCAAGAGGUGUGGUUGCGACCACUUCUAACCCUGAGUCUGUGACUCGACCUGGUGAUCCCUCGCCUGCACCUAUACAGAUUGAGAGUUUUGAUGUCGGCAGUUCCGAAGAAGUACCGUUAUAUUCCCUCGUUGACGACGGACCUCCCCCCCCAGACUUCGACGAGUCGCAAUCCAUGUGCAGCGCGAUCAGGGCGAGUACAUAUCACGCUGAACCACCUGUAGUACUAUCACUCCCUGAUGUACCCUCGCUCACACCGCACGAGUCCGAUUCUGUAUCUGGAGCUGUACCUUCAACAGGUGCAGAUGCUCUCUCGUUCGUUAGGACCCCUCGCGCACUUUCUCUAGAACCUCUCUCGGGAUCUCCGCAAACCUCACUGGCCAUACCAGAAGUAGCGUCAUACCCUACGGGGAAAGCACCUGAAGAUGUUAAGGAGAAAUCGUAUAAUGACUCUACAAAGGACUCUAUGCCCAAGUUUUCUGAGAGGUCAUCAUCUAUGGAAGCUUCAUCAUCAUUUCGAAUCCUAUCCGAGCAGGUGCCUUCAUAUAGGCAAUCUAGGUAUAACACCGCUCCUCAGGACAUACCGCAUCCUUCUAGUUCCCCGCCGGGCCCCCCACACAAUAACACCCCUGUGAAGACCCCUUCUACAGCACCACCACCCGCUCUCCCACUGAGGAAUCCCGUGGUUUCUACACCAGCGACUAGCACGGCUUCCGCACCUCCACACAUGAUGCCUGCAUCUCCUCUAUUAAGCCCAAAGGUGUCCGCUGUGAAGCCGGCUGAAGUUCGAACAGCUACUUCCUCCCCUCUUCGACCCAGUAGCAGCCACCGACCAUCUAACUCAUCUCUUCUUCCAAGAGUCUCGGCAGAGCCCACAUUCCCUCCUUCAUCAUCGGGUACCCCACCUUUCAUGGCUGCUUCUGCCGGAAUCACCUCACAGAUGUAUUAUGCAGGUUCUCCUUCACCUCUUUCUUCACCUCCGCUCUCCCAGCGUUCUCGGGGCCCAUCAGUGCUAUCCGCAUCAGCAACUGGCAGUCGUCCUGCAGAGUUUAGACCCCAGCUAUCUCCGGAUGUAUCCUCUACACUGCAAGGACAGGCUCCUUACCAAUCGCCGCGUGAAACCUUCCAGCCUCCCACAGAGUUCAGACCCCAGCUAUCUCCGGCCGUAUCCCAUACACUGCAAGGAUACCCACAGGCUCCUUACCAGUCACCCCAAAGCUUCCAACCACAGGCCUUUCCGCCGCCCCCACCUCAAGAUGCAAGAGCAAUAACUGCACCUACUCAACCAGUUCAAUCUAGCAGGGGACUUGGAAUAAAUAUCGCGACAGGUCUCGCGGCGGGAGGUGUUCUUGGUCUGCUCGGCGGGGCUGUGCUCGCUGAGACACUCGAUGGUGGCGAUAUCGUUGACGAUAUCACUGGAAGUAUGGAUGGGAUGACGUUUGGAAAUCCUGCAGAUAGUGUGUUCGACCCCAAUAUGGGUACUGGUAAUAUUCUAGGGAACGGAUUCGACGCUACGGCGAUCUUUCAAGGAAAUCAAACGUUCGACGGGGACUCCUUGGGCCAAACAUACAACGUGUCUGAUCAGACCACGGGGAACGGAGUAGACUUCACCCAAUUUCAAGGACAGAUAUUCGACGUAUCUCAGUUACAGCAACAGCCAAAUAACCAGAGUAAUCAAAGCAGCGACACGCACUAUUUGCAUGAUGCAGGAAAGCUCCUGCAAGCCGCUUACAAGAUGUAUAACACCUCGCAUAAGACUAAUGCAACUCAGGGAUCUCAAAGUUCACAGACAACAGCUCCGCCGCAACAAACCUUGGCAUCCACGAUGUCCGGCAUCUCAAAUAUUGGUCCUAAUUCGCCGCCGAUAGAAUACACACACACAAGUAUGUCUAUUCCUUUCCAUGGAAGGUCUGCUGACCACUUUACCGCAUCAGGCUACCCCAGCCCAACCCAGCAAACCGGACAACCCAUGCACCCCAUGGCAUCUCAAACCGCUCAACUACCCACUGCCACAGCAUUCUCACAGCAUCUUCCUUCUUUCAAUCCUGCCUCUCAGCAGGGCACACAUUCUCAUCAUCACGCGUCCUCAUAUCAUCACACAUCCUCACAUCCUCACCAUCACACGUCCUCACAAAGCUUUCAUACAUCUCACACCCAGAGCCCGUAUACGAAUAAUGUUACUUACCCCUCCUCUGGGACCGCCACUCAUACCAUGUACUCGCAGGGUCAGCCAAUACCAGCCCAGCAUGUUGUGAACCACGGUCACGGCACCACACCUCACCACGCUUAUCCACCCCAAUCCCAGGCGGGACCCUCCGUUCAUCCCGUACAACACCAUGCUCCAGGAAACAUGCAACAACAGCCUCCGAAUAAUAAUCUAGACAAAACUAUGCUUGCGAAAAAAUUCGUCAAGGGCGCGUUGAUGGCUGGUGGUGUUCUCGCAAAAUAUAACCGUCUAAGUGGAGGCAAUGGAUUUGUAGGAAAUUCAUGGAAUGGCCAAAAUAAUUGA
Molecule: messenger RNA, 3435 nt
Organism: Suillus plorans
Lineage: Eukaryota; Fungi; Basidiomycota; Agaricomycetes; Boletales; Suillaceae
Exons: 2
Coding region: 1-3435 (1144 amino acids)
Source: RefSeq, a predicted model, not a curated record